AUGUCGAUGCAAAUCUUCGUAAAGACUCUUGAGGGCGAGAACAGGUCCUUGGAGAUCAAGAUAAUAUCCCUCGAGGUCAAAAGCUCCGAUACAGUCGAAAACGUCAAGGCAAAGAUCCAAGAGAUAAAAGGAGCUCCUUCAGACCAACAAAGACUUUUCUUCGAUGGUAAAGAACUAAUUGAUGGUCGGACUUUAGCUGAUUACAACAUUCAGAAAGAGUCAACGCUUACCCUUGUUAUCCUUCCCCGUGAGAUGAGUAUCUUUUUUCUCGGGUCUACGCGUAAGCCCAUAAUUCUUGAGGUCGAGAGCUCUGAAACGAUUGCCAACCUAAAGGCGAUGAUUCACGACAAGGAAGGAUUCCACCCGGACCAACAGAUACUAGUCUAUCACGGAUACGUACUAAGAGGUUGUCUGACUUUAGCUUAUUACAAAAUUCAUAAAUUCUCAUCGCUACACCUUGUUCUCCGUCCUCGCGGCGGGAUAGGUAUCUUCCUAGAGGCUUUCGAGGAAGAUAACAUAUCCUUCAAGGUCAAGACCAUAUCCCUCGAGGUCAAAAGCUCCGAUACAGUCGAAAACCUCAAGGCAAAGAUCCAAGAGAUAAAAGGAGUUCCUCCAUACAAACAAAGACUUCUCUUCAAUGGUAAAGAACUACUUGAGGAUGAUCGGACUUUAGCUGAUUACAACAUUCAUACAGAGUCAACGCUUACCCUUGUUGUCCGUACUCCCCGGAUUCGUAUCUUGUUCGCAUCUAGGAAGAUGCGUAAGACCAUAUAUCUUGAUGUCGAGACCUCUGAAACGAUUGGCAAUGUGAAGGCGAUGAUUCAAGACCAGGAAGGAUUCCACGUGGACCAACAGGUGCUAAUCUAUGCCGGACGCGAUCUAAAAAAUUGUCGGACUUUAGCUGAUUACAAUAUUGAGAAAGAUCACUCAAUUCUUAACCUUAUUGUCCGUCUUGUCGGUAAGAUUCAGAUCUUUGUCCAGAAUGUAAGGACGAGUAAGAUCACAACUCUUGAGGUGGAUAGGUCCGAUACGAUUGGCAAUGUGAAGGCGAUGAUUCAGGACAAGGAAGGGUUCCAACCGGUCCAACAGAGACUAAUCUUUAUAGGGACGCCACCACCCACGUUCUCUGUUCGUCAGCCAUCACUGUCAAAUGGCAGCUUAUGGCAAAUCUUCUUCUCCUUCACUUCUUCAACUUCACCUCCAAUGGAAACCCAUUUCUUCCUCCUCUUCCUCUCACUGAUUCUCCUCUUUUUAUCCAAACCCGGAUCCGGAUUCGGAUCCUCCGGUCCAAUUGCUGCGGCGUUCGGUGGCUCUGCUUUCUUCUGCGCCAUUGACGCUAGUGGUCGUCAAGAUGUUAUCUGCUGGGGAAAAAACUACUCAUCUCCUUCUUCUCCAUCUUCUUCUUCUUUGUCUCUUGCUUCUUCCACUUCCCAAAGCUUCAACAUUCCGUCCAUGGCGAUUCUCUCAGGUGGAGACGGGUUUCUCUGCGGAAUUUUAUCGAACACCUCUCAGGCAUUCUGUUUUAGUUCCUUAGGGUCUUCUUCAGGUAUGGAUCUUGUCCCUCUUUCUUACCGGACUACUGCUUACUCUCAGAUCGCUGCUGGAAACAGCCAUGUCUGUGCAGUUAGAGGAGCUUACUAUUCCGAUCACGAUUCUGGAACUAUCGACUGUUGGAAGAUAACAAGAGCUACGAACAACAACAGCUUAAUCGCGAAAGAGUAUCCAAAGUUCUACGAUCAGAUUGUUAGUAAUCUCGUCUUCAACAAAAUCGUUUCUGGUGAUGGGUUUAGCUGUGGUGGAAUCAGAGAAGGAGGGUUGCUCUGUUUUGGUCCAAAGGCUUCUACUUUAGGGUUUAACUCAAGUUCCGAUGACUUCGAAGUCUUAGCUGCUGGAAAAAGCUCACUUUGCGCGAUUCUAAACUCAUCUCGAGAGGUGAAAUGUUGGGGAGACGAUGAAUCUUUGGUCAAUUAUCCGAAAGACGAUACUCGAUUCGUUGCUUUAACCGCUGGACCUCGUCAUUUCUGCGGAAUCCGUGAAGAUAAUCACGAGGUUGAAUGUUGGGGAAACUCUAAUUUCUCAUUGAUUCCAAAAGGUUCUGGAUUUAAGGCGAUUGCUUCGUCUGAUUUCAUCGUUUGUGGUAUAAGAGAAGAGGAUCUUGUUCUUGAUUGCUGGUUAGUUAACGGGUCGUCGACGUUAGCUUACGAUCCUCCAUUAGAGCUUUGUAGUCCAGGGAUGUGUCGAGCUGGUCCGUGUGACGAAAAGGAGUUUACUUUCAACGCAAGUAUCCUCAACGAACCUGACCUAACGAGUUUGUGUGUAAGAAAAGAGUUGAUGGUAUGUUCACCUUGCGGUUCGGAUUGCUCUCACGGUUUCUUUUUGUCUAGUUCGUGUACCGAGAACUCUGAUCGGAUCUGCACGACUUGCUCGCUCUGUCAAAACAGCUCUUGUUCUGACAUAUGUAAGCUUCACAACCACAAUUCUGUAGACAGACAUUGGCAUCAACUACAGAGACUUGUCCUCAUUGUCGGAUCUUGCGCAUCGGCUCUAUUGAUCAUCACAAUCGGUUGCUGCGUCGUGCCACGGAUUGUCACUAGUCCUAACAAAGAAGACGGUACAACGAAUCAAUUCAAAUCUUGCAUAGGAAAACCGGUUUUAGACACCGAGCAACUUGAAAUGAUCUCCCCUGCUCCAUCGGUAACGCCUUUUGCUCAAGUGUUUAGACUCUCUGAGCUUAAAGACGCGACCAACGGGUUCAAAGAGUUCAACGAGCUAGGCAGAGGAAGCUACGGGUUCGUCUACAAAGCCGUGUUAGCGGACGGGAGGCAAGUAGCGGUUAAGAGAGCAAACGCAGCAACCAUAAUCCACUCAAACACUAGAGAGUUCGAGACGGAAUUAGAGAUUCUAUGCAACAUUAGGCAUUGCAACAUUGUGAAUCUCCUUGGUUACUCGACCGAAAUGGGAGAGAGGCUUCUUGUUUACGAGUACAUGCCUCACGGUACGCUUCACGAUCAUCUACACGGCGGGUUUUCGCCUUUGAAUUGGAGUUUAAGGAUCAAGAUCGCUAUGCAAACCGCAAAGGGUCUCGAGUAUCUUCACGUUGAAGCUGACCCGAGGAUCGUUCACGGCCAUGUGAAGUCUUCGAAUGUACUUUUGGACUCGGAUUGGGUCGCGAGAGUUGCGGAUUUCGGGCUCGUGACAUCGUCGAACGAGAAGAAUUUGGACACCAAAAGAGAUGUUUAUGACUUUGGUGUUGUGUUGUUAGAGAUUUUAACCGGAAGGAAGCGUUAUGAUAGGGACUAUGAUCCGCCGGAGAUUGUUGAAUGGACGGUUCCGGUGAUCAGAGAAGGCAAAGCUACGGCGAUUAUGGAUAAGUAUAUUCCGUUGCCGAGAAACGUUGAGCCGUUAUUGAGACUUGCUGACGUGGCAGAACUGUGUGUACGGGAAGAUCCGAGUCAACGACCAAUAAUGUCGGAACUUGUGAACUGGUUGGAACAGAUCGUACGAGAUGGAUUAAUCUUGUAG
Messenger RNA from Arabis nemorensis, 3522 nucleotides. NCBI's taxonomy places the organism in Eukaryota, Viridiplantae, Streptophyta, Magnoliopsida, Brassicales, Brassicaceae. The record is from the annotation of a GenBank genome assembly.